This is a messenger RNA of Manis pentadactyla (Chinese pangolin), 1580 nucleotides long. It is a transcript of the gene BECN1, whose product is annotated as beclin 1. Lineage: Eukaryota; Metazoa; Chordata; Mammalia; Pholidota; Manidae. The coding region runs from base 153 to 1499 and encodes 448 amino acids. Gene Ontology annotation, cellular component: phosphatidylinositol 3-kinase complex, class III, type II; phagophore assembly site; phosphatidylinositol 3-kinase complex, class III, type I. The record is from RefSeq and is a predicted model, not a curated record. The transcript has 12 exons. Gene Ontology annotation, biological process: autophagosome assembly; late endosome to vacuole transport; autophagy.
CGUCCGGUCCUGGCGGAAGUCCUCCGCUGGCAGACCCGGAAGUAGCUGGACUGGGUGAUGGCAGUUCGUGAGUCCCCUCUCCGGGGCAGGCCCGAGGCCACCGUGCCUCCGCGGUAGACCGGACCAGGGUGGCGGGCACCAGGUCCUGAGGAAUGGAGGGAUCUAAGACGUCCAGCAGCACCAUGCAGGUGAGCUUCGUGUGCCAGCGCUGCAGCCAGCCCCUGAAACUGGACACGAGCUUCAAAAUCCUGGACCGUGUCACCAUCCAGGAGCUCACAGCUCCAUUACUUGCCACAGCCCAGGUAAAACCAGGAGAGACCCAGGAGGAAGAGGCUAACUCAGGAGAGGAGCCAUUUAUUGAAGCUCGCCAGGAUGGUGUGUCUCGCAGAUUCGUCCCCCCAGCCAGGAUGAUGUCUACAGAAAGUGCCAACAGCUUCACUCUGAUCGGGGAGGCAUCUGAUGGUGGCACCAUGGAGAACCUCAGCCGAAGACUGAAGGUCACGGGGGACCUUUUUGACAUCAUGUCAGGCCAGACAGAUGUGGAUCACCCAUUGUGUGAGGAAUGCACAGAUACUCUUUUAGACCAGCUGGACACUCAGCUCAAUGUCACUGAAAAUGAAUGUCAGAACUACAAACGCUGUUUGGAGAUCUUAGAACAAAUAAAUGAGGAUGACAGUGAACAGCUACAGAUGGAGCUAAACGAGUUGGCAUUAGAGGAAGAGAGGCUGAUCCAGGAGCUGGAAGAUGUGGAAAAGAACCGCAGGAUUGUGGCUGAAAAUCUUGAGAAGGUCCAGUCUGAGGCUGAGAGACUGGAUCAGGAGGAAGCUCAGUAUCAGAGGGAAUACAGUGAAUUUAAACGCCAACAGCUGGAACUGGAUGAUGAGCUAAAGAGUGUAGAAAACCAGAUGCGUUAUGCCCAGAUGCAGCUGGACAAGCUAAAGAAAACCAACGUCUUUAAUGCGACCUUCCACAUCUGGCAUAGUGGACAAUUUGGUACAAUCAAUAACUUCAGACUGGGCCGCCUGCCCAGCGUUCCUGUGGAAUGGAAUGAGAUUAAUGCAGCCUGGGGCCAGACGGUGUUGCUGCUCCAUGCUCUGGCCAAUAAGAUGGGUCUGAAAUUUCAGAGGUACCGACUUGUUCCCUAUGGAAACCAUUCAUAUCUGGAGUCUCUGACAGACAAAUCUAAGGAGCUGCCGUUAUACUGUUCUGGGGGGUUGCGAUUUUUCUGGGACAACAAGUUUGACCACGCAAUGGUGGCUUUCCUGGACUGUGUGCAGCAGUUCAAAGAAGAGGUUGAAAAAGGCGAGACACGUUUUUGUCUUCCUUACAGGAUGGAUGUGGAGAAAGGCAAGAUUGAAGACACAGGAGGCAGUGGCGGCUCCUAUUCCAUCAAAACCCAGUUUAACUCUGAGGAACAGUGGACAAAAGCUCUCAAGUUCAUGCUGACGAAUCUUAAGUGGGGUCUUGCUUGGGUAUCCUCACAAUUUUACAACAAAUGACUUAAUUUUUUUCCUUAGGGUGGAUGCUUGCCUUAAAGGCUUUAAAUUUUGUUUUGUUUGCAAAUAAAUGUUUUAAACUAA